Megachile rotundata (alfalfa leafcutting bee) is the source of this 2138-nucleotide messenger RNA. RefSeq lists its product as uncharacterized. The record is from RefSeq and is a predicted model, not a curated record. Lineage: Eukaryota; Metazoa; Arthropoda; Insecta; Hymenoptera; Megachilidae.
ACGAUCGACGAGUGUGUUCCGGUCGUCGGUGGAUCGGAGAAACCCGUGGCGCAGGCGCGAGUCGAGCAUCGGUGACGAAACUGCGAUGGAUCGCGUUCGAUUCUCGACGCGUUUCGACGCGUCGCGUCGCACGAAGCCGACUCUGGAACCCGUCCGGUCGCAUUCCUGCCGAUCGCCCACGCGGCUACGAUGCCUUCGCGGCGUAUCGAACCGUUACCGCCUUUCUCCGAUUCCACGCGUUUUCUUCCGUUCUCGCGCAAACGGAUAAACCCGCGUGUUCGCGUUCUCGGUUAGCGGCAAACUUUCGACGUUUCUUUCGUUCGUCGUAGCUCGGUGCCGAUCGCUUUCCAAAUUCUUCUCUUUUCCCUACGCUCUCUCUCUCUCCGACGUUGUCCAGGCGGCGCGCCACGAUUCUCCUCCGAAUAGGCCGGCAGGUCGCGUGGCGAGGAGGAUCGACGCGCGUUCGCCUGGGCAAAAUCGAUCGGUAACUACGGUGACGCGUUGGAAUUUCCUCGGUAAACUCGCGGAUCGAAGAGGCUCGCUUUAGAAACGCGAUCGAAACGCGACGAGGUCGAAUCGGUCGGCGAGCAAACGAUCGUCGACGAACGUUCGGACGCGCGAUACCUGCGAUGAGUCACGUCUCGUUCGCGUUCCCAUUCUUUCCGAAGCUGCCUAACCGUUCGACUCGGACGCAGCACCGCUACUGGUGACCGUUUCGCAAACUCUCGACCGGUCUUUUCAGAAUCGGAAUGGUCCCUGCGGAAGGCGUCUCGUCGAAGGAGCUAAGUUGAAACGAGUCGGCUCGAUCGACGGCAACGUUUCGAGAUGAAAGCACCGAUCGGAUUGUUCGCGCUGGGAGUGUUGUCAACGAUGGGACGCGCGAUCGCUGGCUUGAAUCCGGAAGGAGUAUUGUGCGGCGACAUACGCUGUUCCACCGUCCAGUAUUGCAGCCAUUACGAUACGCACUGCAAACCGUGUUCCAACAUCUGCGACGCGACGGCACGCAAUUAUCAGCCUGACGAGUGCACCAAGGAUUGUCAAGAGUACCUGCACAACCAGCGAUACGUUCUUCUCGAGCGGUACGAGGAUUUACGAGGAGAAGUCUCGCGAUUGUGGAUCCUGGUCGCGAUAUCCACCGCGGCAGCCAUUCUCUCGCUGCUCUCCUCGAUGUACCUGCUCGGCAAAAUGUUCCCGCGAUGGGGCAAGAUGCGAGCAACCGUGGCUCGAGCGUUCACCGGCAAGUGGAUCAAGGUGAGUAGCGAAUCGACCGAAAACGAUUCUCCUAUCGCUGAAACCGACGCGUUCUCGCAGAACGAUCGACGCAAUCGCAACGAGCCGAAGCCGCAAGACGACGCGGAAUUGGGCGCGUCCAAGCACAACGGGCUGAAGCUGACGAUGCCGACGAUCAGCGCGAGCGUGGCUCCUUCUCGGGAGCCGGAACGCGGAAAUGGAAACGGAAACGAGAGCGGCAGCGGGAGCAGAAGCAGCGCGGGUCACGCGACGCCGAACACCACCACCACCUCGUUGUCGGGGAGGCACCCGAGCGAGGACACCACGUUGGACUACGCUUACGAUAAUCCAGCGAUGAGUCCGAGUCCGGAAACCGCUCAGCUGAGGACGAAACGCGAGAGUUCCUUCUGACGGAACGCAGCUCGUCCAUUUCCCCACCAGUAUUGUACAUAUACCGAGUAAUUUUAAGUACUUAACGGAUCACGCCUCUCGCGAGAGAUCGCGCGAUCCUUCGCAGAUCCUUAUCAGCCAUUCCGUCCACGAAAUGCCUUUCGAGCGAAGCUACGACGCGUCGUGCUUCGUAUAGGUCAGCGACAGAGAAUUUCCCUACGCUCAACUCGAAUGCUCAAUCGUUUACUCCUCUAUUCGGAAAAAGAAUUCCUUCUCUUCUCUAUGUUAUUCUCCUCUAUUCGCUGACCUUAGAUUAAGUAAAUUCGUACGCGUUUCUACGGGGAUAGGGAGAAAUCUUUGUACCCCGAUCCGAUCGUUGGUUGACCUCUAUAGCAGGUAUUUUUUAAUUUUAACACGUUUUCUGUUGUCGUUGCUACGAUAGUUUGUACAAAUAAAAUAUGCUAUUUCCGAGAACGAUCUAUCGAUCCGCAACUCGUCCGUAUCUAUAUUAGGGUUUC